Messenger RNA from Mytilinidion resinicola, 509 nucleotides. RefSeq lists its product as uncharacterized. The transcript has a single exon. The record is from RefSeq and is a predicted model, not a curated record. The coding region runs from base 40 to 369 and encodes 109 amino acids. Lineage: Eukaryota; Fungi; Ascomycota; Dothideomycetes; Mytilinidiales; Mytilinidiaceae.
CUUCAAAACUUGAGACUUACAACAUCAGAACAUCCGAAUAUGCGUAGCGCACGACUAAUCCCACUCUUCAUCUUACCCCUAGUUAUACCCGCCGCAGAACCCGAUGCGGACUCUGACCAUCUACGCCGGGUCCACGGACCAAUCCAAGUCCCCUUAGCCAAACCAAAAAUCCUGGAAGCCAUAAAGGGCAGUCACUAUACUCGGCACCAAGUCAGGGACCUGAAAGAAGAAAUCUGGGCGAUGUACCUCAAUCAGAAUAAAUUGGCUUCUCGGCAGGAGAGCUUCGAACGGUGGAUCCCAGUGCUAUCCAAGAAGGUCCAAAAAAGCUUCUUGAGUACGCUCAGGGAACCUGAACCUGAAUGCGCCUGAAAGCCGAGAAAAUCGGUCAUUCCCGGUGUAUUUUCCUUUACCGCAGGUGUCUGCACAGGUGACUACAACCUGCUUACAGAUUGAAUCGCGUGAUACUAGUCCUCGGCAUCACUCAGGUACUAAGAUACAUCAACACUAGC